AAAACCUCAAGAUGAUGGGCUUACGUUUCUAUACAACCACGGCCAGCCAUUUGUUUAGGCGGGCGGCAUUUGGCAAUGCCAGUGUCAUGCGAUCAAGUUCGAAUGUGGCUGCCGUUGAGGCUGCCAGUGGUGCAACAAAACAAAUGACCACCACUAGUGCUGCUGGUGCCGGCAAAGAAUCGGGCGAAACCACAAAAGCCACAGAUGAUGUUGCUGCUGCCUUUGAAAAUUUACAAAAAGAUGAAUCCCAGUCAUCACCGAAAACCUCCACCUCCACUUCGCCAAAGGGAGCAAGCGUAGAUGAACGCAUUACCAAUGCCAAGACGAUUAAUGGCCUAUUGGGUAUUACCGAAGGUGGUACUGUAUUGACACGCAAACAUGCCCUUCGUAUUGUAUCCAUACUCUCCGAAUGGAGUAGCAUCAAUCGUGUUAAAUUAAAUGAAUUUGAAAAUGAUCCUCGAUUCCUAAAGGUAUGCCGUAUGCUCGGACGUACGGUCCCAAAGAAUGGUAACGGCGAUAAAGCAUCGGGAGAUAAUGCGCAAAAACGUAUUUCGGGUUUUCGUACGGAUGAUCUGAAUACAGUUUUGGGUGUUGCCGGUGAUGAUGAAGCUGCUAAACUGAUAGCUAGCAUUAGUUUACCACAAAUGGUGAAGGUAAUGAGCACACUGGCCGCACGUAAAAGACGUAGUACUCCCCUGCUACGUUCGUUGGCUUUCAACAUUAGCAGUUCAACGGAACAUUUGGAUUUGAAACAGUGUGGUGAUGUUUUCUAUGCCAUGGCUACUUUAAAUUUCCAAGAUUCAGUGUUGGCGGCAAAACUGUGUGCGGACAUCCAGGUGGCUUUGCCAAAAAAUACCGACAAAUCGGCUGUGAUUGGUUCCAUUUUGACUAGUUUGGGUAUUUUGAAAUACCGGGAUUUGGAUAUUUUGGAAUCUCUAACCCAAUGGACAAUUAAACAUAGCGACAUUUGCCGGCCACAAGAUUUAAGUGCUCUCUUCUUAACCUCAGCCAUGUUGAAUUUUAAAUCGACCAAUUUGGAAGAGGUGCAACAGAAACUGGCCAAAACAAUUGUCCAACAAGAUUUUAGCAAAAGUUCCGAUUGGCUGAAUCAUGUUUGGGCUAUGACAAUUUUGGGUUUGAGUACAAAUCAACAGUUGGAAAGUGUAUUGAGUAAAUCAUUUGCCGAGAAAAUACAAUCGGAAAAGACUGGUCUGAAUGCUACAUCUAAAAUGAAGUUGUUAAAUUUGAAUAGUUAUGCUCAGAUGAUGGCCACCGAUUAUAAGGGUGAAUUAAUACCAGCCGAUAGUGUAAUCUAUAAUGUUCCAAUGGCUCAUGCCAAGGGGAAACAGGUGUUGGUCAAUGGCCUAUUGGAUGCCCUAAAGAGUCUAUUGCCAUCGCAGAAUCAUGUUAGCAGUUUGGUUGAUAGUAAAAUGGGUUUUCUAAUUGAUGCCAUGUGUGUAUUCGACAACAAACGUAAUCCUUUGCCACUGGACAAAACACAUAAGGAUGCCAUUAAAGUUGCGUUAAUGGUUGUCGAUUAUCAUGACAUUUGUCAUGGCACGCAUAAAUCUGCCACCGGCAUAACGACCCUAAGUUUUGAUCUAUUGGAAAAGAGUGGCUAUAAAGUAAUACCCAUACCCUAUAAUGAAUUCAAUACCAGCGAUAAAUUGUUAAAACGCGUCCAAUAUUUGGAAAGUAAAUUUAAAGCCCUAAUUAAAUAG
This is a messenger RNA of Musca vetustissima, 1721 nucleotides long. RefSeq names its product FAST kinase domain-containing protein 4. Gene Ontology annotation, biological process: regulation of mitochondrial mRNA stability. The record is from RefSeq and is a predicted model, not a curated record. The coding region runs from base 12 to 1721 and encodes 569 amino acids. The transcript is spliced from 5 exons. NCBI's taxonomy places the organism in Eukaryota, Metazoa, Arthropoda, Insecta, Diptera, Muscidae.